AGGAACUCCAAUUGCGUCUUGACGUACCGGCAUGCUUUGCUUCACGCUUUCCUUUUAAAACUUGCGUUUCGGCGAGCCGCCAUGGGCACCGUUGGCGCCAUUCUUUUGGUUUUUGUCGGAUGUUGUAGCAACGUGGUUUCUCUCGAGCUGCUUGUGAGGGAGUUUCCAGGAUGCGGCAACAUCGUCACGUUCGCGCAGUUUGUGUUCAUCGCGUUGGAGGGAUUCAUCUUCGAGGCGCGUUUGGGCACCAAGAAGCCCGCCAUCCCCAUCGGCAACUAUGUGAUCAUGGUGACCAUGUUCUUCACGGUCAGCGUGAUCAACAACUACGCUCUCAACUUCAACAUUGCCAUGCCGCUCCACAUGAUCUUCAGAUCGGGCUCUCUCAUCGCCAACAUGGUUCUGGGCAUCGUCCUCCUGAAGAAAAGGUAUUCGCCCAGCAAAUAUUUGUCCAUCGCCUUGGUCUCCGCCGGCAUCUUCAUCUGCACCGUCAUGUCCGCCAAGCAAGUGAAUGUGGCCGACGAGGGCCGGGAGGAGCGAGGCCUCUACGCCUUCGCGCGUUGGCUCGUCGGAAUCGGCAUGUUGACCUUUGCUCUGAUCGCGUCGGCGCGCAUGGGAAUUUUCCAGGAGACGCUCUACAAGAAGUACGGCAAGCACUCCAAAGAGGCGCUUUUUUAUAACCACUUCCUGCCUCUGCCGGGCUUCCUGCUCCUCUCCACGGACAUCUACAACCACUGCGUCCUCUUCAGUCAGAGCACGCCGGUGCUGGUUCCGCUGGUCCGACUGAACGUUCCGGUCAUGUGGCUCUACCUCCUGGUCAACGUGGUCACGCAGUACGUGUGCAUCCGCGGCGUGUUCAUCCUGACCACCGAGUGCGCCUCGCUCACCGUCACCCUGGUGGUGACGCUGAGAAAGUUCCUCAGCCUCAUCUUCUCCAUCGCGUACUUCCAAAACCCCUUCACGGCGUGGCACUGGGCGGGCACGGCCGUGGUCUUCGCCGGCACGCUGCUCUACACCGAGGUUUGGAGCGGAAUCACUGCGGCCGGGAAGAAGGACGAGUGACGGCGUGGACGGGGAACGCUUUUACAUUUUUUUUUGCUGGCCGCUCUUAAAACCGGCGGCGACUACAAGUCGUUUGUUGCUGUACCUGGGCAUGGUUUUUGGUUUUUUGUUCUUCUUCAGGUUUCUCUACUUGGCUUGAGUAUUUAUUUUUAGGACCACAUUUUACUCUUUACUUUUUUUUUUUUUUUAACCCUGUACCAACUUAUAAAAACAUGGUAUUGUGUGUAAUUAGUCAUACAAUUGCAAAGUUGCUUUUGUAUCUUUAGAGUACUUUUUUUUAACGGUAUGUCUAUCUGCCUUGGUUCUUUCUCGGACAGCUGUUUUGAACCAUAAUUUUUGUUGUUGUUGUUGUUAGUGGUUCUCACCAAAGUAAACGACACCAUGUUUUAAAAAAA
Hippocampus zosterae (dwarf seahorse) is the source of this 1454-nucleotide messenger RNA. RefSeq names its product UDP-xylose and UDP-N-acetylglucosamine transporter-like. Gene Ontology annotation, cellular component: Golgi membrane; endoplasmic reticulum membrane. Gene Ontology annotation, molecular function: UDP-N-acetylglucosamine transmembrane transporter activity; UDP-xylose transmembrane transporter activity. The record is from RefSeq and is a predicted model, not a curated record. The coding region runs from base 82 to 1059 and encodes 325 amino acids. Gene Ontology annotation, biological process: transmembrane transport. The transcript has 10 exons. Lineage: Eukaryota; Metazoa; Chordata; Actinopteri; Syngnathiformes; Syngnathidae.